AUGGCCAAAUGCAAUAACGAAGAGAAGAUUGAUUCUUGUCCACAGGUUGCUGCUCGGCUUCUUUUUAAGGAGGUUAAAGAAAGUGAUAAAUCUAAUUAUAAUAACAUAUUGUUGUCUCCACUAUCUUUCCACGCCGUACUGAGCAUGACGGCCGCCGGAGCAACGGGAUAUACAUUAAAUCAAAUGCUUCAAUUUCUUGGUGUUAACGAUGUUGUCGAUCUGAAUUCCAACUUCUUAAAUAUGGCUGCUGUUUUUGAGAGCAAUGGGAAUAUUAAUGGUGGCCCUGAUUUGCGUUUCCUUAGCGGAAUGUGCGUACAAUUUGGUGCAGACAUCAUCGUCACUAAAAAAUCUUCAAAUCGAACCAUAAACAAAGACUUUUAUCUACUCAACGGAGACGAAGUUUCAGUUCCAUUCAUGACUGGCUGCUACGAUUUUCAUUAUGGAUCAUAUGAAGGUUAUCAAGUUGCUAAAAUUCCAUACUUUAUUGGAAAAGAUAAUAAAGAGUUCUCUAUGUUUGUUUUCCUUCCAAAUGAAAAAGAUGGAUUGCUUAGCUUAUUGGAAAAAUUAAUUUCCGAUCCAAAAUUCUUUACCCAAAAGUACAGGCUUCAGAAGGAAGAACUUGACGCAUUCUUCAUUCCAAAGUUCAAAUUCUCAUACACUGCAAUGGAUGAAGUGAUAAAAACAAUGAAGGAAAUGAGAUUGACUCUACCUUUUGACGAAGACUGCGAAGAGAUUACUUGGAUUGUAGAAACUAAAGGGCCAUUCGUUAUCAAUAGGAUAUUACAAAAAACAUUUAUUGAAGUAAAUGAGAAAGGUACUGAGGCAUCAGCUGUUACUGAGGAGUCAGAUGAUGACUUGGGAUUUUCAUUGUAUGAUUUAACACCACCACCUCGUCCAACGUUUGUAGCAGAUCACCCUUUCUUGUUCAUGAUAAGGGAAGAGGUUUCAAGAUUGGUACUUUUCACUGGAGCUGUAUUAAAUCCUUUGAGUGAAUCAAAUAAUUCAGAUAAUUAG
Messenger RNA from Nicotiana tabacum (common tobacco), 1014 nucleotides. NCBI's taxonomy places the organism in Eukaryota, Viridiplantae, Streptophyta, Magnoliopsida, Solanales, Solanaceae. The record is from RefSeq and is a predicted model, not a curated record.